Messenger RNA from Symbiodinium natans, 1308 nucleotides. The record is from the annotation of a GenBank genome assembly. Lineage: Eukaryota; Dinophyceae; Suessiales; Symbiodiniaceae.
AUGGAGAGACCAACCAGCAUCUUCAACUGCAGGAAUGCCGGAAUGCCCAGUUGCAGUUGGACAGAAGACAAGUCGAAGGUUUGCGUGGGACAGGAUCGCCGCGGUCAGUAUUUUCCGAACAUGCCCGCCCUAAACCUGAGCAAUUUGACGGGCACUGCGGGGAUCAUCUGGGAUUGCGCAGUCCAGGGAUCCUACGUAGGCUUUGGGGUGGGGGGCUAUCUGGGGGUGGGCACUUCAGAGAUUCUCGAUGGGAUUCUCUUAAGGCAAGAGCUGUCGAUCCUCUUCGAGCGUUUCUACGGCCUGCGAAACCGGUGCGGCAGCAGCUCCUGUACCUACCAGCUGGUCUUGGAUGCCGUGGCAGCUGACCUGAGCCCCUUGGAAGAGUUCCUGGACCUGGAUGUAACUUGCUUCUACGCCGAUGGAGGCUGCCAGCAGCGCUAUCAGGUCUACGAGCGAGCAAGUGUCGAAUUGCGCGAAGGAGGCACUCAAGCAGUGGGAGCCGACUCCGGACUGAACCUUGACCUUCAAAACACGGAGGCAGGUGCGCAACACCUCUUGCCUGGUGCGGUAAAUCUCACACUGCGCCUCUCCGCUGCGAACCUGCCUGGCAUCGAACAGAGCGCCUACCUCCGCCUCUACCUCCUUCCCAUCACACAGUGGAGUCUUCCCAUCGGCUCCUGCGCCUCCCUCUGCGCUGCCUCGCCUGGCUAUGACUGCGGGACCCCCGACUGUGUUGUCGAACAGCUGCUGCCAAUGGUCUUCCGCAGCUACCUGGAGCGCUAUGUGGUUUUGCGCGUGCAGCUCCCGGCAACCAUGGACACGGCCGUCGGCAACAUCGUUCACACCCUGUCGGUGCUGAGUCUCCCGAAUCCAUCGGCUGACAUUUUUCCGAUCGAGCUGCCGGCCCAGCUGAGCAACAGCCAGGAUGCAGAGCCGCAGUACCUUGCAAACAUCGGCUACAUCUCAUACCUGUCAGAAGGAAACCCGCUCUCCUUUGCACGAAUACUGCAGACGGGACGUGAGGGUUCGGGACCUCACCCUUUCGUUGGUCAGCGGAACACGCUCUAUGUCCAGAUCGGCUUCGGUGUGACAACGGGACGGCUUACCAUGCUGGAGUUGUAUCCUCCUGCUGGAGUGGCUUGCCAAGUCACUGAGGAAGGACAUGUACUGCAUGAGCUGGACAACAGUACUGCGCUGGUGACUGAAUUGCCGCUGGCUGGUGGUCAGACGGCCCCCUUCGAUGACAACGUGCAGCGCCUUUGCCGGGCAAAGUUAACGGCUCCAGACACGGAAAGGUUAUUGCAAUAA